Messenger RNA from Mauremys mutica (yellowpond turtle), 8193 nucleotides. RefSeq lists its product as uncharacterized. The coding region runs from base 704 to 3475 and encodes 923 amino acids. The record is from RefSeq and is a predicted model, not a curated record. Lineage: Eukaryota; Metazoa; Chordata; Testudines; Geoemydidae. The transcript is spliced from 17 exons.
ACGCCGCUGGCGGGGCUGGAGCCAGCAGCCGCUCGCGCCCUAAGGAGGAUGCGCAGCGGGGACGGGGACUCCCGCCGGGACCGCGCGCACGGACGCCGCCCUCUGCCCAGCGGAACAGAGUCAAUCAUGCCGGUCACUACCAUUGAGGAAUAGGACCCUGGAAAUUCCAAUUUCUGCCUCCAAAAUAGUACAGUAGCAGAGGGAUCAUGGCAAAGGAGAGUUGUAGGGAGAGAUUUGACAGAGGAAAAUGAGAUGGCUUAAUGGAUGUUUAUGGGAGCUUUUCCCAUGCCUGAAGGAGAAAACAAAUUGAAAAUUUGAAAAUUUAACAAAUAGGCAAUGAAGACUGGUAUCGCUGGUGGAGCAUUGGCAGGAGUUGACAUCUUGAUAGUAUGAACUGUGAGUCUGGGAGAGGGAAGAGAGUCUGUAUAGUGACAGCUUCCGAGGCUGCAUUUCUUGCCUGCAGUGAACGCUUGUGUGGAGGCACACCGGAGAGAGAUGACGCUGCAUUGAUUUGGGAGUGUGUGAGUGAGACGGAGAGUGAGCAGAGCUUGGAUAGUCUGGAGGUUUCAGCUAAGGACAGAAAAUUCUAAGAGUCAUGAAGGUGAACAUUUUGGAACUGGAAAUAUUUUCUGCCAGAUGGGGAGAGGGCAGCUUAGCCUGAACUGAUGUAGCACAGAGCCUAAUAUCCAGCUCAGCUUCUGACAUGAAGAAAGAUAUUGAGACCUUAAUAGCAGAGGAAAGAGCAGAGAUCAUCGCCAAAUAUGAAAAGGGAAGGCAAGAAGGAGCUCAUAUUGACCCAUGGGAAGAUGCUGACUUCACCCUGUAUAAAGUCACAGACAGAUUUGGAUUUCUGCAUGAGCAUGAACUGCCAACCCGCAGUGCAGUGGAAGAGAAGCAAAAGCUGCAGGAGAUUGAACGAGUGGACAAAUGGCUGAAGAUGCUGAAGAAAUGGGGCAAAUACAGAAAUAGUGACAAGAUGUUCCGCAGGGUUUACAAAGGGAUCCCUCUGCAGGUGCGAGGCCAGGUCUGGUCACUCCUGCUGGACAUUGAGAAGAUAAAGACUGAGAAUGAAGGAAAGUAUGAGAAAAUGAAAGAACAAGCCAAGAGCUUCUCAUCAGAAAUCAAGCAGAUAGACUUAGAUGUAAACCGCACCUUUCGAAACCACAUCAUGUUCCGGGAACGAUAUGGAGUCAAGCAGCAAGCAUUGUUCCAUGUCCUUUCGGCAUACUCUGUUUACAACACGGAAGUGAGCUACUGCCAAGGGAUGAGUCAGAUUGCUGCCAUCCUGCUGAUGUAUUUAAAUGAAGAGGAUGCCUUUUGGGCACUGGCACAACUACUGACCAAUCAGAGACAUGCAAUGCAUGGGUUUUUCAUUCCCGGGUUCCCAAAGCUGCAGAGAUUUCAGGCCCAUCAUGAGCAGAUUUUAAGCAAACUAUUUCCGAAGCUGAAGAAGCACAUGGACAAGGAGCAGAUGACAACGGGGAUUUACACAACCAAGUGGUUCCUGCAGUGCUUCAUUGACCGGACUCCCUUCACGCUCACUUUGCGGUUGUGGGAUAUCUACAUCCUGGAAGGAGAACGGGUUCUGACAGCCAUGGCGUACACCAUCCUGAAGCUGCACAAAAAACGCUUACUGAAGAUGUCCCUGGAGGACUUACGGGAAUUCCUGCAGGAGAGAAUUGCUGCUUCUCUGCAUUAUGAAGAUGAUAUUAUUAUUGAACAGUUGCAAACGUCCAUGACUGAAUUGCGCAAAAUGAAAUUUGACCUUCCACCCCCAGCAAAACCUGAAGAAUUCCCUAAGAAACCUUUGGGGUUGGAACUUUCUCUAAAUCUCGUGGCACUGAAACCCAGUAUUGCAGCGAAUGGCCAGAAUAAGGCUGCCACUGACCUCAACCCUGACCGAGAUACAAAGCUGUCCUCUCCAAACAACAGCCCUGCUCAUCUGAAUGAAACUAUUGGUAACGCGAACAUGGCAAUAAACGAGAGGCUCCCUCCUCUGCAGCAGGAUGGGCCUCCCUCACCGGCAGCAGCAACAGAUGUGCAUCAGCAUCCAUUUAAGGGCCACCAGCAAUGCCAGGAGGAAAACCAGCAUAGAGAAGAAAAUCAGGUGGAGGAGCCAAAGAAAGUUGCUGGUGAAACCCCGUCACAGGAGCUGUCUCCUCCAGAGGAGAAUGAGAUUCAGGCCCUCCCGGAGAGCCAGGAUGCACCACCAGUGAGCAGGGAUGCUGUCUCACAAGAGAGUCCUCAGACUCUCAGUGCAGGAAGUGGUAAAGAGGAACUGCAGGAACAUAGCCCCUCCCCUGCUGUAGGUAACACAAACCAGGCCAUUCUCCACACAGCUCAGCUGCAGGCACCUCAGCAAGCACAACCCGAAGGGACAGCCAUGGACAACUCUGCAGGGGACAUUGCCACCCAGAGCCACAACCUCCAAGUAGACCUGCCUGUCAAUCACAAUAAUAUAUUAGCAGGUCAGGAGUUGCCAAACCAAACGCCGUCUCUUCCUUCCCUUGCCGAACAAAGACCCUCAGACGCUUCUGUGCAAAACAUCUCGAGUCCUGAAGACACGAGUGCUACCAUCUUCCCGGUGGAUUUACUGACAGGGCUGCCUCCAGAGCAGCAGCACCGGCCUCCCAGUACAGACUCACGCUCAGCACCAGAACAAAACCUUGCUUCUCCUUGCGAUUUGUCAGAGAAAGUACAAGUGCCUGUCUUGUGUAUGGAGAAGGCCCUUGAUACUCUCUCUCUUCCUCUGCUAGAUGGUAGACGACGGCCUUCUAACGUAUCUCAGUAUGACAACAUAUCCGAGUUGGAGUACAGUGAGGAUAACUCUUCUGGGCAGGUGCCCAGUAUCGAGAAACUUAGCAGUGCAGUGCCACAGAACAAACCAGAUUUAAAAUCCUCGGUACCCAAGUCUGCAUCUGUGGGUGAGAUUGCAGAUCUGGGGAUGCACUCAGAAGGGAGCAUAGACCCAGCAAAGCAGACAUUAGGACUAGGCCACCCAGUCUUCAACUCACUUCCUCAUCAGAGACUGUCUGGUGGCAGCGGCAGUGUGCCAAUCUUAUCUAUGCUUGACUCUGGGGCAGUUCAGCUGGCAGAGGGUCUACACGACCGACACCUGUCAUCCCCGGCUUUACAGGGCCAGUCCACCCCCUAUAAAAUAGUUAAAACCACCACCCCACUUCAUGUGGCUCAUGCUACCGAGCAGGACUUGAACCAAAAAAAAAUGGCAUUGCCUUUGCAAGAGGGCAGUCGUCAUGUAGGUGCAGCCUUGACGGCAGCUGAUGGAGGGGCAGAACUUGAGGUUGUGGCUGCCAACCAGUGUGCGCAGAAGUCAUUAAAUGCAUUGAGAGAGCCACGUCCCUGUCUAGCCCCAAAGCCAAAAAUACCACCCAAGGUUGCCAAAGCCCAUUCAGAGAACAGUUUCUAUCCAGGCUGCCCUUCCACAAUGCAAAUGUCCAAGUCAGUGACAUUUUAGCAGGGGUAGGGGCACGGAGGGGAAACAAACAAUAUAAUUACAUUGUCUGUCUAUUCAUGAGCCAUCCUUAUAAAGGUUUGCAACAAAAAGGCAACACAGCCCAAGGUAGAGAUGACGGGAGAUGAUCCUGUGCUGAGCUGUGUUUGGUACGAAUGCUUGGGGAGGCAUGCAGGAGUUGGUACCGUGGCCAAUAGACAAUGUACUGGUGCCAGGAGGUGGUUAAAAAGUCUGGGUUUUUUUUCUGUGGACAAAUCACAAAGUGCUUUCACCCCUGCUCGCAUGCAGAGAGAGGCAAAGCUGGUUAACGUGCUAAAUAUUUUGACUGUUUUUCUCCCAUCGUUUUUAUAAACACAAGAGCUUGGCCUCAUAAACCAGAGUUUAGUUUCUGUUAAGGUUGAAAUAGCUACGAUGCAGAGGGUUUUGAGCCGUUGUUACAAACAGAUAGAGAAGCUUUGGGAAGACAGACAGAGGGGCCUUCUUUACAAAUAAGCACUUGGUCCAUGUGGCCAGUAGCAUUUUUCCAAUUGCCUUUGCAGCAAUAGAUUUUUCUGAAGUCCUAAUAGCCAGCAGUCCUUCAAACAAGGCUAUUGAGUAUUCUUACCAGGAAAGCCAGCCUUCCAUAAAGUCUAUGCAACAUCCAGCUUUAUUCCAGAAAUCCCGGUGAGCACUGCUCACGUCCCAGGGGAAAGACUGUGCAUCUUUUCACCUCGAGUGCAAUGGGGCAGUGUCGUAUGCCCAUUCUUAGUUCUCUAGCUCUUUUCCAUUUGCAGUGGGAGGUUUCCUGAAGGGAAGCUGAAUGUUGUGUGCCAAAGCGCUCUUCUGUUCUCGGUGGGUUUGUUCUGGGCUGUAGCUAGGAUUUAUCAGAAAGCAAAGUUAACUUCCGAUGCAAGCAGAAGGGAAGGUGGGAAAGGUGCAUGUGCCAUGCUUCUCCACCAGCCUGCAGGUUUGUGCUGAUCCACUAAAUGUUUGUUCAGAUUCCUUGAGUUCCUCAUGUGACAGGGAUGGAAGGUCGAAGCAGAGCUACAAUCAGUUUUCCAAUCUGCCUGUCUGAUCUUGUCCUUUUCUCCGUGAAGCCAGGACAGUGAGCAGGCUCACUGCCUUAGGACUGACUGAAAGGAAAAGGAGGCCAUUGCCUUGGUAAAUGACCAAUCAGUGUGUAGCAAUCUAAUAAACACAGGAUGUAUUCUUAUUUGAGCAAUGGAGGCAGUGCCCUGGCUGGUCUUUUGCUUUAGCUAGCAAGCCACGAGAGUGUAAUAGGAUUUGAUCACUUCUCAUCAAAAUUCCAAAACCUACACUGGUCCCUGCUUUGAGCAAUUGAAGUGUCAGUGUGGAAACCACACUGGAGUUAGAAAGGAAGGUGGGCAACGUUCUGAAAACCUUGGCUCAGCUCCUCCUCGAAAUAGUCUGGCUCUAAAUCAACAGAAUAAGAAGCUGCCAAGAGAAAAUCUUGGCACAAAGAUUCAGAAGAGGUCUUUCCUGUAAAGCUUAAAGCCUGUGGUCCAGAAAUGCAAAUGUCUUGCCCUUAGAGAAUGAAGAAAGUUGGGGCAGAUUUCUUUAAAAGCAAGCUUACAGCUAAUGGGAAAAUAUUCUGUAAUUAUAGAAAAAUGCCAGUCCUGUUUUCUAGUUCAGGAGCCUGAAUUACUGUAAGUACAGCAUAUAGAGCUCUAGGCAUGGUUAUUACAUCCACGCUUUGUAAUGGGGAACCUGAUUCCACUUGAUUCUGUAGAAUUAACUAUAUGUGAUGCCUCCUUCAACAGCUUAGGAUGCUUUGAGAUCAUACUUGAGGCAGGCCUAUAUAUACACACGUGUCCCAUGCACACUGGCGAAAGGCUCCCUUAGGGAGUAGAAGUAUACUAAAAGUCUGGUUCAAAGUCCAAUGAAGUCAAUGGAAAGACUCCCAUUGACUUCCGUGGGCUUUGGACCAGCUCCUAAACGUGCAUCCUAGGCCUGGUCGACACUGGGGGUGAGGGGAGAGAAUCCAACCUAAGAUACGCAACUUCAGCUACAAGAAUAGCAUAGCUGAAGUCGACGUAUCUUAGGUCGACUUACCUCGCAUCUUCACAGCGCGGGGUCGAUGGCUGCCGCUCCUCCAUCGACUCCGCUUCUGUCUCUUGCUGCAGAGGAGUACAGGAGUCGACAGCAGAGCGAUCGGGGAUCAAUUUUAUUGCGUCUACACUAGACGUGAUAAAUCGAUCCUCAAUAGAUCGAUCGCUACCUGCCAAAUCGGGGGGUAGUGUAGAUGUACCCCUAGAGAUUAAAGCCAUAAAGGACAUUCAGAUCAUCUAGUCUGACCUAUGGCAAUCAUUUCACCCCAAGCAUGUGAGCAAGAACCAGCCAGCCAAGCAGAUGAGAUAGGGAAAAUGCUCAGAACUGUCACAGAGCUCUGGCCCACGCUGUCCAGUGUCUCACCUCCAGCCAUGGCCAAUGCUUUAGAGGAAGGAGACCUAGAAUACAUUGCGGGGGGAUUCCUUCCUGACCCCCUGCAGGUGACCAGCUGUGUGUGGUGGUUUGAUGUUGAUGUCGCUGACAGCUCUCUAAGGGAGCACCCCAUUUCUCCCAAGAGAUGGUCUGAGCACAGCACUGGCAGCCAGCAGCUCCUGUUCAAAUUCCUGUUCUCCCACCAGCUUCCUCUCUGGCCUUGGGCAAGUUGUGUAACCUCUCUGCCUGUUCUCCCAUCCUUGAAAUGAAGGUAAGCCUACUGCCUGUCCUAUCUCACAGGGGUGCUGUGGGGAUUAGUUGUAAUGUUUGUGAAGCGCUAUAUAAAGGCUAAGUAUUAUGAUUCUCAGCCACCACAGCUCAUUUUCAAUUGUAGCGAAAAGGUGCUUUAGUUGCUUUUAUUUUAGUGGUCCUUCCCCAAGAACUGUGCAGUAGUUUGGAGAGUAACAUGUCUGAGUGUAUUAUACUUGGGCAGUAUUUCAGCAGGACGAGCAAUAUCCUUUAAUUCAGAAUCGUGUGAGACGUUAGCCUACUGUGAAGUCAGAGAUGGAGAGUAUCUAGGUCCUCUUGUAAGACACACUUUUAAUGGUGAUUGUCUUUAGAACAUUGAAUAGCUGCCUAACGCACAAUACUUGCCCAAAGGCUAACAUCUCCUGUACGCUGAAUUCAGGAUGCGUAUCGCCUGUUCUCAUGAAGUCUCACUGGGGAGAGGGCAGCCAAGCUAAUUCCAAGUGUAUAUUUUCUAAGAAUUAUUUGGGUUUUCCUGACCACCUGUCUCAGAGGUAGUAGCUGAAAUAUAUAUACAGUGUUCUCCUAAAAGAGGAGUCCAAUUGGAAGCUUAGCACCUGUUCCAAAGUCUAUUGAAGGCAGUAGAAAGACUCUUGACGACUCCAGUGGACUUCGGUUCAGACUGCUAAUGAUCCCUGCAGCACUGUACAGCAAGUGGUUUAGGAUCACCUUCCUCUUCAGGAAUAAAAGUGCCAUCAUUGGAGGCCACAGGUCACACCACACCUUGCUCCCCCAUAGGCUGAGCAGCUAGGACCUCGAGUCCUCGUUAAAGGUGAUGGGGUAAGUGCCAUCAGUCCCUAUAGUGUCUUCUCUUCGUUUGGGCAACCCCCCACCCUGCUCCGAACUGGUUCAUUUGCUGCCUUUUGGACUAAAUCCAAAAUGUGAGGAGAAGGCAAAGCCAUUUGUGUAGUCUAGGACUGAGUGUGUUUCUGAGGGGGAGCGAGGAGCUGCUGCUACAGCAAUGAGACUCUUGCCUUUUUCCUUCAUCAGUGUCUUUGCACAAAGGUUUUACUGGCCUAAACCGCCAGAGCCAGCUGCUGUGGGUGGGUCUCAUUGGAGCAAUGCCUUGUUGAUAGACAGGCAUAUUACUUUUUUUGUUUGUGAAAUUAACUUUACAUACAAAUCAACUUAAAUCUUUCAAUUUCAAUCUAUUGUUGCAAAUGACGAUUUAAGCCUGUCAGGGUCAAGCAUUCCCCACCAUCAUGGUGGGGGCUUAUUGUACUAACAAGUAACCCCUCCAACUCCUGUCAGUUCUGUUCAGGUUCUUAUACUGCCCCCAUCAUUGUGGUAUCUGGGCUUGAUAAGGAGCUGUGUGGUAGCAGAGAUGGGAACGAUCAUGCCCAGCUUCACAUGUGUGGGGGGAAUAGAGACAAGGGCUCCAACAGACAAGGAGGACUCAUGCGGGGGGGGGGGGGGGAACAAAUUCCAAGAUACUUCUACAAAUAAUGCAGGGCUCCUAGGAUGCCCCCAGUCAGAUGGCAAAGCCAGUGUUAUUUCAUGCUAACUCAGGAAAAGCACUUCCUCCCCCAAGGUAACUUUUACUUAGCCAAACUAUAUUUAGUUUUAAAACAAUGGGUUUUUUUUUUUGGUGGUUAGGCUGUUUUUGUUUUGUUUUGUUGGUGAACUAGCACUUUGAGCAGAGGCAGUGCAGCCUUGUGGCAGGAAUGCAGCACCACCUGUUGUUGAAACUGUAACCUUUCCAUUUCAGUGGACUAGACUGGUGUCGCUUUGGUGCACUUUGAGAGAUCUGCUACCAUUGGCUUUUAUUUUCAAUUGCUACUUUUGUUUACAACAUGAAGAUCUUCCUUUGUGAUUCUUUCUAAUGUACUGUUAUUACCUUAAACCAUUGUGAUGUAUGUGCUUUUUUUUGGUAAGGGAGUUUGAAAAGCAAAAUGCUCCUUCCUUUUUAUGCUGAUCCAAACAGACUGUACAUAGUGUUCAAUGCUGUGUUUUACAUGGUUGUAAUAAUGACAGUUUAAGAAGUUUAGCAUAAA